ACACACACACACACACACUAGUAGGCUACUCUUGACAGGAUGAACUGAUGAACAGUAGCAAGUCAACCGGAUCUUACACUGUACGCGUGUGCCUUUUAUGUAGCUAUAAUAUCUUGUAGGUUAAAAUAGUUGAACUAAACUUGUCAGUUUUACGCAAAUCCAUUUUGAAUGCUGUUAAAAAUACCACUGAGCUCAAGUAAUGGCACUGUCACAGGUUCAGUGCCUUGAUAACAAUCACAUCAAUUUGCGCACAAACGAGUCCAAGCCGGGGUUCUUCUACAGCGAGCAGCAGAGGCUCGCGCUGGAAACACUCAUACAUGACGGACAGGACGCCUAUGAGGACUACAUCCAAACAAACAACAUCCGCUGCUUUCUAUCAGACCUUGAACUUGAGAGCAUUCUCAACACUGUGGAGGUGUAUUGCCCGGGUUCCCUUGAUUUUAACGCUGAGCUGCUCGGCGACAGUGAUGGGGAAGAGGUUUCGCUUCAGUACUGGCCUGACCGCUCGGACCGCUCGAUCCCGCUGCUGGACAUCGGGUGGCCGGACCGGGCGUCCUACCGCGGACUGACUCGCGUUCAAGUGUACAUUCAGCCUCCUUAUGAGGGACAGUCACAUAUUAAAGAGGUCGUUAGAAAAAUGAUCUCCCAAGCACAAAAGGUUAUUGCAAUUGUCAUGGACUUGUUCACAGAUAUUGACAUUUUCAAAGAUCUCCUGGAUGCAAGCUACAAGCGGAAGGUUUCUGUGUACAUUAUGUUGGAGGCCACCGGAGUGAAGCACUUCCUGAGAAUGUGUGAGAAAGCAGGCAUGCACACUGGACACCUAAAGAACAUGAGAGUGCGCAGCAUCAGAGGGACAGGAUUUUUUAGUCGAUCCUCCAAGAGAGUGUGUGGAAGCCAAAGCCAGAAGUUCAUGUUUAUUGACGGAGACAAAGCAGUCUCAGGGUCAUAUAGUUUCACGUGGUCUGCCUCAAGACUGGACAGAAAUCUCAUCACGGUUCUCACUGGCCAAGCAGUCGACACGUUUGACUCAUUGUUUCAGGACAUGUAUGUGAUGUCUAAUGGAGUGUGUCUGAGCACGAUUAAUCUAAGCAGUGAGCCUGAACCUGAUUUCCUCCCUCAAGUAGUACCUACUCUACUUCCCUCAGCCACAACAGCACUCAAGCUUAUUAACCCGAAAUACACUCUUGUCUCCAACUGCACUUUCACUUCCAACAGACCUGCAUCUGACCAGACAAGUGCCAAGAACAGCACUUCCAGGAAUCAACCAGAAGUCAUCAAACAAAUUAAAGACACACCAGUGGUGCCACCAGUUCACCCAGGACUGCUCAACCUGGAAAAGGCAAACAUGAUCAAUUAUGUGCCAACCUGGCCCGAUCCUGACCCGCCGAGUGAUGUCAUUGGUUUUAUAAACAUAAGAGACUCCAACAAGCCACUGCAAGCUCACCUAAUGCGUUCAGAACUCUUUGAAGUGUCUCAAGCCAUCCGAUUCAAGGAUCCUCUUCAUGAUCCAAAGGAGUCUUUGAGGGAUUGUCCUGGACCUAUAUCCCAAACUACCUCUGAUCCUGAAGCUCCAGUUCAGAAGCAAACAUCAGGUGAAGCGCAGAAGUAUUUUGAUCAAAAUCAACAUCAAAGAAGCAGCCAGAGAGAGAAUCUUAUCUCACCUUUGGAGAAGCCGAAAACAGUGCAUGUGCUUGCCUGUAAUAAAGUAAAUAAAGAACAACUAUGCGUGAUGGAAAAAGAGCUGGCCUCUAUAUCUUUCCAUAGAAAAAAUAUAAAUAGGGAAAAAGACUUUCCCAAUACAAUUUUAUCUUUUGCUCAAGAUGAUACAGAUACAAAGCAAGCUCUGGAUACUCCAAAACCUCUAAAAUGUCCUGCCCAAACCUCAGAGGAUCUUGAAUUGAAAUCAUCAUCAUCAGUGUUGUCCAUCAAACAUCAUUAUGAAUCAUUUGCAAUCUCAGAAACCCCUUCUGUUAAGCAAAGCCAAGAUGACCAAGUCAUAAAUGAUGUUGCCACUCAUGACUAUAGAGAUACAAAACCAGACACAAAACAAAAUGGCUGGAAUAGUACGCAGGGAUCUAACUGUGACUCCAGCAUCUCUUCAUUGUCUGAUGAAUUCUACCAGUGUUUUAGUCCUGUGGCUGACUUUAGGUCUGUAGGAGAUGUCUUUUUGCCUGAAAAUACACCAGAAUCUUUGCAUAAUUCAAUCGAAAACAGUCAACAAGAGCAGGGAGUUCCUUGCUCAAAUUCAUCCCCAGCUCAAGAGAAUACAGAUUUGGAUAGUAAAAAUACCUUGUUUAUUCAGAAACUUUUAAAAACAUCUUGCAGUAUUAUUUUCAAUUUCUUAUUUCCGGACUUAAAAACAACAGCUGCAACUUCAAAAAACACCUCUGCUCAAAAAAGAGACAAAGGUACCAUAAUAAAUGAUAGUGAACUACCAGUCAAAUACAGUGAACCCUGUUAUUUCUCAUGUACUCCUAAUGGUUGCUUCAACUUCUCUUCAACUUCGGAGGAAUACUUUGAGUGCAGUGAUACAGUGGGUUUGACGUCAGAAAUUGAUGGUAUAGAUCAUGAAGUGAAACCAAGCUCAGUGGAGACAUUAAGUCCGGAUGAACGACUACAAGUACUGAAGCCUAUACUGGAAAAUGAGAAACUAUCAGAACUAAGAGGUCAGAACACAAAAGAAUACAAUGACCCUGAAAUGCAUUUUGGACAGGGUCAGCUCAAAUUUCAACAAAUACUAGAGAUGAUAGCUGACAGUCACCAGGCAGUUUUAAAGUCUGAAGAUAAUGCCCAAACUCAACAGGAUGAGAAUGCUCACAGACAACUACAAGAGUCUGAAGUUACAUCAGAGACAGUAGUAGAGAGCAUACUGAUUAGUAACUUAUUGCAAGAGCAUGAGAUAAGUGCAUCUCUGAAGGUUUUAAAGAUACAGUCCAAAGAAGAUUCUGUAGAAUUAGUUGAGAAAGUUGAAAAAGCACCAAUGCAAGACUUACAACUUAAGAUAAGUCUGGAUUUAGCAUCUGAGCAACCUGAAAAAGAACCACGACAGGACAUGCAACUUGAUGAAAGUCUGGAUUUAUUAUGUGAGGAAAAGUCGUUAGCUGAGAAAGAUUCAGAACCACAACUACAGGACUUAGAGUCUCAAAUAAGUCAAGAUGUAAAGGGUGAGGUACAAUCUGUAAAGUUAGCUGAGAAAACUGCAGAACCACCACUGCAGGACUUAGAACCUAAGGUAAGUCUAGAUUCAGUAUGUAAGGGACAGUCUAUCCAGUUAGCUGAGACUACAACAAAGAGACUUCAACCGCCAAUACAGGACUCACAGUCUGAGGAAAGUCCAGAUUUAAUGGUCAGAGCUUCAGAAGUAAAUGCUAUCCCACAGUCAGCAACAGACAGUGAAUUUAGGAGUUCAGUACUGCAAGAUAAAACUGAUGUAACUCCUGUAAUUCCAGAGAAGACCAAGGCAACAGAGGAACUGCAAAACCCAUUGACUGAUUUAGAUUCUGGAUCAGAUCAUCCACUCAGCCUGAAAUCUGAAGAGCAUGUGAAUGAGCAUUUAAAACUUCAGAGCGAUGAGAUCAGUCCAGCAGCGCUAAAGAGAAAAUCCAAGGAGCACAAUCCUCAAGAGAAACUACCUGAACAGUCUGAAACCAUUGAGCUGCUGAUAUUAGAGGAUUCUGACUUCCAAAAGACAGAGUUGAACAAUUCUGAUCCCAUAAGACCUAGAGCUGCACUGAGCAAAGUAACAAAGAUGAGCAAAAAUAAACCUUUAGAACCAAAGACUAUAAAUAAUGAAAAAUCUAAAGAGAAUAAACUGGGUCAUGAUGUUUGCGGUAGGCAUAGAAAGGAAACAUGUCACCCUACAGCUCUGACUGAUGAGAAACAAGAAGAGGAACAUAUUUGUACAAAUCAGAUAAGCAUGAACCCGCCAGAGGCAAAACCCAAGCUGGAGUGUUUGGUUAGGAAGCAACCACAUCAAGCCUCAUCCAGAAUUCCUAUUCAAGUUAGAGGAGGGUUCACUAAGUUACCCAUCAGCAAAGCAGACACUAGCAAUCGCUCGUUUGGGCUUCAAGCCCCUAAAGCUGACAUACACAGACACCCACUUGGAAAACCACUGGGGCAGAAUAAGCCUAGCAUUACAUCACCUUCAUCUCCUGAAAAAUUGUCCCCAGGAAGAGUUGCUCUGGUUAGGUCAAAACAAAUUCUCCAGAGACCCCCUUGCACAGCGCGUCCACCAAUAGGUCCUAAGUUUCCCUUAAAACUGCCACAGGUCCAGCUGAUUGCAUCUAAGAUCAGGCAGCCAGACCAACCAAACUUUUCCUGGAAACAUUCUGCGUCUCUAACAAAGUAUAGUUGCUCUUCUUCUGGGAUUUCCGGUCUGGAACAAGUAAAGAAGCAGGCGAUUAAAGGGUCUCCGCCAAACAAACAGAACAAAGCAUGA
Carassius carassius (crucian carp) is the source of this 4438-nucleotide messenger RNA. RefSeq lists its product as uncharacterized. The record is from RefSeq and is a predicted model, not a curated record. Lineage: Eukaryota; Metazoa; Chordata; Actinopteri; Cypriniformes; Cyprinidae. The transcript has 5 exons. Bases 200 to 4438 code for a protein of 1412 amino acids.